Molecule: messenger RNA, 1722 nt
Organism: Saprolegnia diclina VS20
Lineage: Eukaryota; Oomycota; Saprolegniomycetes; Saprolegniales; Saprolegniaceae
Exons: 6
Coding region: 1-1722 (573 amino acids)
Biological process (GO): protein deubiquitination
Cellular component (GO): nucleus; cytosol
Molecular function (GO): cysteine-type endopeptidase activity; cysteine-type deubiquitinase activity
Source: RefSeq, a predicted model, not a curated record
AUGGCCGAGUCGAUCUUGUUUGGCGACUUUACGCCCGAGGAAGCCAAGACGCUAGCGCCGCCCGCGCCCAAGCCCCGCAAGACGUGGGGCCCGAUCCCGACGCCCGUGCACGUGCCCAUCCCGCGCAGCAACCCGCCGUCGCAGCCGGCAACGCCAACAAGGGCAACCUCCAAGCCUGCAACACCAUCAAGAGCGACCUCCAAGCCUGCAACACCGACGAAGGCGCCAUCCAAGCCAGCGACGCCGGUGCAAGCCCCGCCUGCCGUCCCGGCGCCUGCGAAGAAGCCCUUUUCGUGGGCAACGCACAGCCUCCCGACGACGCCAUCUGUCGCAGCGCCCACACCAGCGGCGCCUGCGCAGACAACGCCCGCACCGGCAGCAGCAGCGCCUGCGAAGUCUGCGCCUGCAGGCGGGCGAGGUCGCCAGCCCGGCGUACAAGCUGGUGCGCCGAACAGCGGCGCGCCGCCCAAGGCCAGCCCGUCGCCUGCCCCCAAAGUAGAUACGAACGAAGCUGCACCCGAAAAAGCCUCGAACGACGAGCCGGACGCCGACACGCCGCCGUUGCCGCCGAAGAAGCCGUUUUCGUGGUCGACGCACAACCUUGCCCCGUCGUCGGCGCCUGCGCCCGAAGCGCCGCCGGCACCAAUUGUCGAGCGCAAGUCGUUUGAAGCCGCCUUUGACGAUGCGCUGCGGGAGCUCGACUUGCACGCUGGCGCCCACGAUCUUCAGAAACGCGGUUUUGUCAACCAAGGCAACACAUGCUUCCAGAACGUGACCUUCCAAGCGCUCCUCGCCUGCGCCCCGUUCCUCAACAUGCUCGUGUCGAUGGCGGCGGUUGUCGACCUCCCGAAUGACGUGUACCCUGCGUGGUCGCACAUGCUCGCGCUCGUCCAUGCGUUCGAAGAGCCGACGCUGGGCCUCCACGUGCACAUGCGCAAGCUGCCCAAGAAGACAGCGUUCACGAUGCCCACCUACUUUCUCAAAGCGUUUCAGAUGGCCAACGGCAUGCAGCAGGACGCACUCGAGUUUCUCGAGUUCGUGCUCGACCGCCUCCACGUCGAGUACGAGCGCAGCGGCUGCGUCUUCCCGCAAGCCCCCAAGCGAGACAACGCGGACGAGGGCUGGGAAGAGAUUCAGGCCCACGGCCGCGUCGGCGUCGUGCACCACAACGUCGUCGAGACCGAGUCGCCGAUCACACACCUCUUCAAGGGCACGCUGCGGUCCGAGAUCCGCGCCGGCCGCAAGGUGAGCGCGUCGACGGUCGAGCCGUUCCACUGCCUGCACCUCAACAUGGGCACGACGCCCGAGACGCUACUCGAGAUGAUCCAGAGCUCGAUGGCCGACGAGGUGCUGGAGAGUCGCGGGACGAAGCGCACGUUCAUCGAGUCGCUUCCGAACGUACUGACAUGCCACGUCAAGCGCUUCACGUACGACCCGCGCCUCGGUCCGCUCAAGCUCAACACGUUUGUCGAGUACCCGCUCGAGCUCGUGCUCCCAACGACGCUCUUCUCGCCCAAGCUGCGCAAGGCCGACGCGGUCUACAAGCUCUUCGCCGUCAUUGCGCACCACGGCAUGGAGGCCGUCGGCGGCCACUACACCAUGUCAUGCUGCGACGCCAAGGACCAGUGGACGUGCUACGACGACGACACGGUCAUCCCGCGGACGACCGAGGCCGCGCUGCAAGAGAACGCAUACCUGCUCUUCUUCCAGCGCAUGCGAUAA